Molecule: messenger RNA, 2828 nt
Organism: Sceloporus undulatus (fence lizard)
Lineage: Eukaryota; Metazoa; Chordata; Lepidosauria; Squamata; Phrynosomatidae
Product: mucin-5AC-like
Exons: 2
Coding region: 1092-2813 (573 amino acids)
Source: RefSeq, a predicted model, not a curated record
GCCCAAGAUCACCCAGUGGGUUUCAUGGCCAAGUUGGAAAUGGAAUCCUAGUCUCCAGAGUCAUAAUCCAUCACUCAAACCACUAUGCCAUCCUCUUUCACUCUGUGGGCUCUGGGAAACAUAGAGUCAUAAAAUCCAGGCAAUAAAAUUUCAACACCAUUAGCGACAGAAAAAAUAACUUCCCUUGAGAUCCAUUUUAGCUGCAACAGGGGAAUCCUAAAGAAGAGGGAGCCAAGGGACUGGGAUUGAACUCACUGAGUUUCCUACCUCCAACAAAGGAAAAACUUUUGCAUUGGGACUGCAUUUGACGGAUUUUGCCUAUAUAUCACUAAAGUUUUUUGAGAUGCCAAAAAAGCCCCCCACAAAAAAACACAAAUCCUGAUAAAUCCAGUGCUGUCUGCUUAAGAAAGGGGCAAGUAGCCUCACACUGAAACAGCCUGGAUCUCAAGGAAGGUUACAUUUACUAUAGCCAGUGGAAUCUAAAUUUUAUUGCUUAGACCCUGGCCUGUGACUCUACCCAAAAUUGCUUCUGACUCCACGACUCUAACUCCUGCCGUACCUGCCUAAUCUAGUCCAAUAUGAGAUCAGAAUUUUGUACUUUUGUUCAGUACCUUUUUGGUGGGAAGAGAAACUUGCUAGUCCCUUGUUGGCUGUUCCUGUAGCAAUGUGCUUUGGGGACACCUGCUGAAAUGUGCUUUACAGAACUAAUUAUACACUUGUGAGUGGUCUUGGUGGCAAGAGUACACAUAAGUAGUGUGAUGCUUCCUUCUUGACAAGGUGCUACUCAGAUGCUGGUGAAGUACUAAUUCACUGCAAUCCCUGUUUGGAUGUUAAUAGUUGGGGUGUUUGUUGUUCCCAGAGAGAUUGCCACUUUCAAGGAUUAAACUGAUUGAUCUUUAAAACCUUUUUCUAUCAUAGGAAUGACUGAUGGUUUUAGUCCAGAGCAGUAGUUUCACAUUUGUGUCCAUAACUUGUGUGUUAUGAUGCCAUCAACUGACAUCCUGGGCAUGCAUAACUGGCUUCAUGGAGACAGACUUUCGGCUUGUUGACCUCGUUUUGGAUUCUCCCUCUAACUUGACGACUUCAGAAGGAUGCCAGCACCCUUUAAGAAGUGCGACGUUUGCGGAGGCAAGGUGCCCGUUCAGGACCCCCACUCCUCCUGUCUCCUCUGCUUGGGCAAGGAUCACAACCCGAAGGCUUGUUCCCUCUGCAAGUCUCUCUCUUCUCAGGCUCGGAAGAAUCGUGAGUCCCGGCUGACUUCGGCCAUCGCACAGGGGAAGGUCCAGGAGGGUGGCUCUCGUCCGUCAUUGACCCCCUCGGCUGCGCCGCCGGUCUCCUCUUCCCAGGCCAGCAUGUCUAGUGUGGUCUCUGCUCCGCUGAUGGCAGAAUCUUCCUCCACCACCAAUGUGGCCCGUGGUUCCCAGAAACCCAGUGCCACCGAGAAGCCCUCCAAGCACCUCCAGAAAUCUUCGGGGGCUGAGGGUUCCGAGCCCAGGGCGAAGUCCGGGAGGAAGCUGUCCCCGGAGGGCUCGCGACUGAGGGACCGUUCGGAGGUGGAAGCCUUGCCUGUGCCGGUACCGCCUUCAAAGUCGAAGUCAUCUCGACAUGCCUCCAAGCUGCCCAAGACGGGGGCGCCUUCGGCUCCAAAGAAGGCCGUGGUUGACAAGGGCAGGUCAUCCAAGCCUUCCACGGCGGCAGCAGUUGUCCUCUCCGACUUGCCGGACAACCCCUUCUUCCCCCUUGAGGACCGAGAGACGCCUUGCUCGUCGAAGAAGAGGCACUCCAAGGAGACUCUGGGGGAUUCGGGUUCGAAGAAGUCCAGAUCCAGCCAUGGCCAGAGUGGGGCUUCAACUUCCUCGAAGGGGAAGGAGUGUCUUUCUCACAAGUCUCGCUCUCCAGAAAAGAAGGCUCGCUCCCCAACCAAGAAGGCUUACAUUCCUGCUUCCGUCCCUUCCCAUCCGGAUGAAUCCUCCACCUCGCAUAUGGCUCCUCUCCUAGACACCCUAGACAUGGACUUCGCCCACCUUAAUGCGGAGGUUGUUGGGGCCUUGAGGGAGCAGUCUCCCCCUCUCUCCUUCCAUUCGGAAGAGAACGAGCCUGUGGACGAGGACGACGAGCCGGUAGACGAGAGCACUGACAUGUUCUACGACUCGGAGACAGGAAAGUAUUACAUGUCAGUGCCAAAGGAGACCGCCUUCCGCAAGUUCACCCAGCUGAACCUGCACCCUGUGGCCCCUCGGAGGGAAAAGCCCCAGACUUCGCAUUUGGCGGCGUCAAGAUCUGACAUUCCGUCGCGUCCCGCUGCUUGUCACGAGACAGAGUUGUCUGCCCUCCAGAUCCCGACGCGUCCCGCGUCUCGAGUUCGGGCGCCUGACAUCCAGCUCUCAUCAGGCACCGACUCUGAUGAGGAGCCUUUGUCGCCGGUGGGGGACCCUUCUGGCGAGGAUGACACUUCCAUCCAGGCGUCCCCUCAGCGGAUGCACCACCCUGAGCCGUCUUCUCCGACCGAUGAUGUGCGUUCGUUCAACGAGCACAUCAUCAAGAUGGCCAGGGCCCUGGACAUUGAGCUCUCUUUCCCCGACGAGCAGGCUCGGGAUCCAGUGGAGCGCCGCGUCCAUGGUCGAGUUCCCACACAACCUUCCAUCCCGCUGUUGCCGUCCCUCAAGACCAUCGUCCGCAGGUCGUGGGAUGUUUCUACCUCCCUGGUGGGAUCGUUACGAAGGAUCGAGUCCCUCUACCGGAUCGCCCCUUCAAGCUGUUCGUGGCUGACCGAUCAUCCGAAGCCGUACUUGGAGAUCGUAGAGGGGGCUUAACAGGGCUUCGUUCCC